Linum tenue is the source of this 2146-nucleotide messenger RNA. Lineage: Eukaryota; Viridiplantae; Streptophyta; Magnoliopsida; Malpighiales; Linaceae. The record is from the annotation of a GenBank genome assembly.
GUUUCCCGUUUCCGUAUACAGUGGUUGGUUGGAUUGGGUUGGGGGUUGAUUCCGUUGAGCUUUAUCGAGGAAAUGGCGCCAAUUGCGGUGGCAAGUCGUUGGCUGCCGCUCUUCCGCCUUCCAAUUGUUUGGUGUUCAUCACCGGCUGGCGGUCUCCGUUCUCGCAAUGGCUUCUUGCGGCCUCGCUACUCUACCGCCAGCCUCCCACUUGUGCUGUCCGGUUCGGAAGUGGGAACCCUUGAGGUCCGCCAUAAAUCGAGGAUGUUGAAGAAGAAAAUAGAGUUUCUCGGGAUUAAGACUGACGAUUCCUGUGUGGCUGGGUUGUUCACUCACUUGCUUUGCCCCAAGUGCAAAGGUGGCAUGUCAAUGGAGAGCUGCUUAUCUUUCCACAUUAUCCAAGAUGGGGGGUUUGCAAUGUGGAGGUGUUUUCGUCCUAGUUGUGGAUGGGCAGGGCAGGCCUUUGCCGAUCACAGGGCAACAAUGGAAGGAAUGAAUUUAAUGCUUAAAGUUGAAUCAUCCGACAAGUUGACAGCUGAGGGCAUAGGAUUAGAACCGUUAGGAGAUAAGUUGGUUCUUUACUUCAAUGAGAGAAGGAUUUCUGAAAGAACUCUGCGGAGGAAUGCAGUUAUGCAGACAUCUCAGGCUGUCAUUGCUUUUACUUACAGAAAAGGUGGAGAGCUUGUUGGCUGCAAGUACCGUACCAUAGACAAAAGGUUUUGGCAGGAGAGUGGGACAGAGAAGUGGUUAUAUGGACUUGAUGACAUAACUGAAGCCACUGAAAUCAUUAUAGUUGAAGGGGAAAUCGAUAAACUUUCAUUAGAGGAAGCUGGUUUCCGUAAUUGCGUGAGUGUUCCAGCAGGUGCACCAAUAACAGUGUCAUCCAAAGAUUUACCUUCAGCAGAAAAGGAUAGAGCAUUUCAGUACAUAUGGAACUGCAAAGAGUACUUGGAUAAAUUUUCACGCAUUAUCCUGGCUACUGAUGGCGACUCAUCUGGACAAGCAUUGGCAGAAGAGCUAGCACGUCGGUUGGGAAAAGAAAGAUGUUGGCUUGUACGUUGGCCCAGAAACGGUGACUCCAAUGUCUUCAAAGAUGCCAAUGAGGUUCUCAGAUGCUUGGGGCCUCAAGCUUUGAGAGAAGCAAUUGAAACUGCAGAUACAUAUCAUACUGAUACGCUGGGUUAAGUUCCAUGAUAAGAACAAGAUGGUUUCCCUUCCCUUUGCUGGUUGGGGCAACAUUAGCGUGCUUCACCAUGUCUUCGAAAUACCAACACGGAGAGAUGGGGAGGAUGACUGGAGAGAGGCAUUACUGUAUAUCACCCCUGGUUUCUGUCAACGGGUUCGAGCAGCAUCUUGCUUUGCUGUGUCAGUCAGUCAUCUAACGGCUUCAGCUUUGGUCUAUUCCACACGACAGAAGUACCGGUCCGUAUUCAUGUAACAAUUCGAUCAAGAAUGCUUGAGCUCUUGGGGGAUUCUGGCAGAAUUCGAAAGGCCAGGUUGAACUGUAACUCCUGUUUUAGCAUGUCUCUUGUGUAAAUGAACAUCUGUCUUGUUGUGUAGGGCAUUUUAUGGAACUCUAGACAGUUGGUUAACUCGUGCGUGAUUGAUUGUCGUUAAGACACUUAAAUUUGAAUGAACUGAAUCUAAAUUCAGAAGGAUGCAAAACCAUGAAAGAAACUUUGGAAGCGGAGGGAGAACAAAUUGCUACGAGAUUUUGGAGACCGGUGCAGCACUUGGGGUCGAUUGUGGGCUUGUCGCCUUCGGCGUAUGGAAGACAUGGCAUCGCAUUAAGUUCGACAGUGCUGCAAGUGAUUGAUGCGGGGCUUCUACUGUCUGCGAGAUACAUGAAAAGGGAAGCGGAGAUAGCAACAAUGAGGAUGUUUGGGAAGAUGAUCAUCAUGCUGUUCUUCAUCGUUUGUUGUUGGGGAUAAGGGUAUAUCUUGGUGUAGAGGUGGAGUUAAUAGGAGUAUGCAAAUGCUUUCUUUGCGCUGUGAUGGAAGAGGGUGAGUGGAGCUUUGCUAUAUAUAUAGUCUUACAGGAUUUGUCUUCUUUGUCAUUUUAGUAAUAGAGGUCAAGAAAUCUGCAGAAACAAGCAUCAUAAUGUCUACAGCGAAAGAAUGUGAAAGGUGUCUAGCUUGAGUUUCAAGAA